This is a messenger RNA of Uranotaenia lowii, 1175 nucleotides long. RefSeq lists its product as uncharacterized. Lineage: Eukaryota; Metazoa; Arthropoda; Insecta; Diptera; Culicidae. Bases 534 to 947 code for a protein of 137 amino acids. The transcript has 2 exons. The record is from RefSeq and is a predicted model, not a curated record.
AUAGAUUCAACUACAAUUGUAUGAUUGAAUUUUGGUUUUCAACUAUACUAAACAUCGAAGUUAAGUUGAAAUUUAAUUGAAAUAUAUUUCCAACAAAUGUAUGUAUUAUUGAAUUUUAUGACUUUAUAUUCUUCGGCAUAUAGUCUUUGUCACUGAUUCGACAUUUUAAAGCGAAUACAACUUCAUAAAAGAUAAAGAAAACUAUGAUUCGGAACCGGAACAGGUUUUUAGUUGUUUGCCACUUUAUUUGUAUUGUUCACGUUACCUCGAGUCCAAGUUCAAGUGCUGCGCUGCGAUAAGGAACCAAUCCUAUAGGAACAAGCCCGUCGGCAUCGGCCAAACGACCGACGAAACUUCGAGGAAAGGAAAACAUCUCAGCAUGAGUUUUGCUAGUGUUUUGGCCCGAAAGGACCUGCCGGAUAUUAAGAGCCUCCUAGCGCGGACAUCAAGCACACGACCCUGACGAAAAGGGCCGCCCUUCGUGAGGCAGCUCGCUGUCUAAAGUGGGUAACCCAGUCGGAUUGACCUGUGAUAUGGUUUGCCCUUCCAGUGAUAUGUGCGUCGGUUGGUGUAAUCUGCUGGCAGCUGAAGAAGGUAUCAACAAAUUAUCUCGUGAGGAGCGCAAUUUUCCACCGGGAGCCCCCGAGUACAGAAAACGUCAUCGAUCUGAGGGCCUGCUGGCGUUUACCGGUGGCAAAAAAAAUAGGAAAACUACGGAUUUAAUUCCAUGGGAUUCUACGCCGUUCAAAAGGAAAUUUCAUAUCAUUUCACCACAGCAGACCGCUUUUAGGCUCUCGAAAAAAAAUGUGUUGGCCGGAAGGGCUCGAAAUGCUGCUACCUCGAAAUUUACGGAGCCGGGAACCCAGCCCAAGUGUCCGGAGCCAAGAAGUAUCAACCUGCGAGGAUCUAUCCGAGGACAGCGAUGGCAGGUUGCUGGCGAAAGUUAAAAACAGAAACGCGCGGAUCUUUGUUAAUUGUAGGUGGCAUUUAUGAUAAAAAAAUAAAUACAAAAUUUGAAAUUGAUAGAAUAAUUUUAGCAAGUGGCUAUAAUUUGAACAAUAAAUAUGAUGACUACCAAAAUAAACGUAAUUUGAUUCUACAAUAUCUAUAGUUGAACGAUUAAAAUCAAUCAUAGAAAUAUAAUGGAAUCUAUUAUAUUUACAAUUAAACCAAUU